This is a messenger RNA of Strigops habroptila (Kakapo), 8098 nucleotides long. RefSeq names its product zinc finger CCCH-type, RNA binding motif and serine/arginine rich 2 (gene ZRSR2). The transcript has 9 exons. Gene Ontology annotation, molecular function: pre-mRNA 3'-splice site binding; metal ion binding. The record is from RefSeq and is a predicted model, not a curated record. Gene Ontology annotation, biological process: mRNA splicing, via spliceosome. Bases 2407 to 3408 code for a protein of 333 amino acids. Gene Ontology annotation, cellular component: U2AF complex; spliceosomal complex. NCBI's taxonomy places the organism in Eukaryota, Metazoa, Chordata, Aves, Psittaciformes, Psittacidae.
GGCCGCGCAGUGCGCAUGCGCAUUGGCACCGCCCACCCGCGCCCGCCGCCACCGCCGCCGCCGCCUCUGCCGCUCCCUCUUCGGGCUGCCGGAAGAGAUUUUGCGCCCUUCCGCCGCGGGGUCACGUGACAUCCCCCUGGUAACGCAAGAUGGCGGCGCCCAUGUUGCUGCCCGAGUCCCCUCUGGGGAAGUUGAGCCAUCAAAAAUACAGAGCUAUUCUAAAGAAAGAAAAGCGAAAAAAAAAGCGUCAGGCACUUGCCAAACUAAGAGACUCUGAAACUGCAGAAAAAGAUGAAUCAGUGUCAGAGGAGGAAGAGGAGGAAGUGGAAGAAGAGGAGGAAGAAGAAGAAGAAGAAAAGAAACUUGAGGCAGAAAGACAAAAGCUACAUGAACAGUGGUUGCUAAGAGAAGAAAAGGCCCAAGAAGAGUUCAAGCUUAAGAAAGAAAAAGAAGAGGCUGCAAGAAAACGUCAAGAAGAAGAAGAGGUGAUGUAUAAACCGAGUGUUACCAUUGUGUCUGGCAACAAGGUAGAUUUAGUGUAAUAUCUUUUCUGUAGUGGACUCAGCUUUCUUGAUGUUGGUAUGUUUGAAAGAGUAAGCUCUUCUUUCUUCCACUCUUAGAAGAGCAAAAUUAAAAAGGAAAAAAACCCGCUCUUUAAAAUUGGGUUGUUUUUUUUUCUCUAGAGAUUUAGUUGCUUAUGACUGGAUGAAAACUUAAUGAUCAAGGAGUUGUGCUACAACAUGAUAGUUUUCAAUUUGACUAAUUAUAAAGCAUUAGUUUCCUUAAAUAAUUUUUAAAUUUUUUUUUUUUUAAUCAUAAAGAGGAAGAUAAAAGAAGAGUGGGAAGAGCAGCAAAGAAAAGAGAGAGAAGCGGCACAGCAGAAGCAGCAGGAGAAGAAAGAGAGAGAGGUGAUUCCUGGCAGUGGGAGGAUAAACGUCUUACAUAUCCUCUUACAUUAUCAGAUACAACAGUCUGCAUGUUGGAAGAGGGAUUUUAUUCUAAUUAGCAAAUGUAUAAAUGUGUUAGAAUACUAUUUCUCUUCGUUCUGUCUAAAUUCCUGAAACAGUUCUUCACUGUUAAAGAGGAUACAGUGAAUCCAUAUACUUAGAAGUAACUAGUUUUAAAGCAUCUGGUUGUUCAUAGUAUGCAAUUUCUGUAUCUAUUAAAUAUAAAAGCACACUGUGAAUGCAGGUUCUGAUGUGCACUUUUUGCAUCAUGCAUUAAAGAUAAUCCUUACUUAAUAGAAUCACAAAAUGGUUUGGGUUGGAAGGGACAUUAAAGAUCAUCCAGUUCCAACCCCCUGCCAUGGGCAGGGACACCUUCCACUAGACUGGGUUGCUCAAAGCCCCGUCCAACCUGGCAGCCUUGAACACUGCCAGGGAUGGGGCAGCCACAGCUUCUAUGGGCAACAUGUUCCAGUGUCUCACCACCGUCACUGAAAAGAACUUCCUUAAAAUGUCCCAGUUGAAUACAGCCAGUGUUGAAGAAAAUGCCCAAUGAGGAUAUGGAAUAUGGAAUUACAUUGCUGCUGUUUCUUAACAGUUCUUAAAAGAUACAUUACAGCUCUUCUUUACCUGACUCAUCCAACUGAACGUAUCUUUUUUUAGAGCUCCUUGGGUGGAAUAAAAAAUGAUACUGAAGAUACAAGGCAAUGAUAACUUUUCUGUUAACACUACAUUCUUUUUAAGUUUUGGAAGUUGAAUGGCCUGGAUGUAAGAUGUCCUGUACAGAAUUCCAAUGUGAGGACUGGCCUAUCACCAGUAAAGGGUGAUUGCAGCUUUUUAGAAUCGGUCAUGUUAGCUUCUCAACAAUCACAAAAGAUUCCUGUCUUUUCACUAUGAGGUGUCUUGCUGCUGUGUCUGGUAGCCACAGCAGGAGAAGAGACAUGAGCGAACAGGACUGGCUCCUGCAUGUAGUAGUUGGUUGUGUCAGUACUUAAAUAACACUUGCAUGAGCAAUGAAAAAGAACAGCGGUUGUUGUAUUUCCUGUCUUACUUCCUCUUGUGAGAAGUGUCCCAUUUCUCUCUUUGCAGAAUAGGGAGAGAAAAUAAUGGUUGUGUCCUUUAUUUAAGGUUGAGAUAUAGUUCCAAGAGAGUUGAACCAGUCGGCUCAAUGAUAGUUUCAAAAAAGAAAACGAAACUUUUAAAGUUGUCUAGCAUUUAGAUUGGAAAAUCAUCUACAUGAGGGUGUUGUCUGAUGUAUCCUUUAACAGCUUUGUAGUACUUGAAUUGCUACAGAGCUAAAGUAUACCUUCCACUUUUAAAGCAAACCCUAUCAAACUUUUAUUAUGUAUAAUCAUUGAGUAUUGUAAAUUAGGUUCUUAACUAAAGAAACCAGAUGUUUUGCGUGUCUUCAGGGUUUUCACUAGUCCUGUGUUUGCACCAUUUAUAGGCAGCUGUGCAGAGGAUGCUGGAUCAAGCUGAAAGCCAGCUGGAGAAUGGUGUGACCUGGCAUAACCCAGAGCCCCCAGAGAAUAUAGGAACAGAGAAGGAUAGAGCGAAUUGCCCAUUCUACAUUAAAACAGGUUCCUGCCGAUUUGGAGACAGGUGUUCUCGCAAGCAUAACUAUCCAACAUCUAGUAAGACACUACUCGUUCGAGGGAUGUUCAUUACUUUUGGCAUGGAGCAGUGCCGGAGAGAUGACUAUGACACAGACGCGAGCCUCGAGUAUAGUGACGAGGAGACCUACCAGCAGUUCCUGGAGUUCUAUGAGGACGUGCUCCCCGAGUUUCAGAAUGUGGGGAAGGUUGUGCAAUUCAAGGUCAGUUGCAACUAUGAGCCUCACCUGCGAGGAAAUGUGUAUGUCCAGUAUCAGUCGGAAAAGGACUGUCAGGCAGCUCUUGCUCUCUUCAGUGGACGAUGGUAUGCAGGCCGACAGCUUCAUUGCGAAUUUUGUCCUGUGACAAGGUGGAAAACUGCUAUAUGUGGCUUAUUUGAAAGGCAGAAGUGUCCAAGAGGGAAACACUGCAAUUUUCUUCAUGUAUUCAAAAAUCCAAACAACGAGUUUUGGGAGGCCAAUAGAGACAUACGUAUUUCUCCUGAACGGACUAAUCAAUUGUCUAAAAACUCUGAAAGGAGAAACAGGACGAGCCAUCGUGAUGACUAUUACAGCCGCUCCAGGAGAAGGGGCAGCCCCAGCCCAGAUCAUUCUUACCGGAGAAAUGGAGAAUCUGAGAGAAAAAAGAACCGCCGCAAAAACAAGAGAAGGCGCCGAUCAGGAAGGUCAAGAAGCCGAGAACGGAGGAGGUCUCGCAGCAGGGGCAGAAAGAGGAGAGGCCGCAGUCGCAGCAGAAGUCAUAGUCGAACACGCAGCAGGAGCAGAAGCCGGAGUUCCUCUCGAUCCAGGAGCAGGGGUAAAAAGAGAUCGAGCAGCAGAGGAAAGAAUAGUGAAACUCCCAAAACAAAGUGAGAAUUACUUUUAGAAAUUGCUAACUGAUCAAACCUAGAGCUGACAAAGCAAUCUUUCCAAUAGGGCACCAGGUAUAUUUGAGUUUCAAAUAAAGUGUUCUUGCACAUUAAAAUGUUUCUUCCUAAUAAAGGAACCUAGUUUAUUGUGUGCUAAGCUUCAGAAAAUUAAAAGUUUUAAGUCCUAUAUAAGAUGUGAAUGUCAAGUACUCUAGCUACUCUGUCCUUCUGAACUGCUGCAACACCUGGAUGCAUACCGAGUACACACAGAGAGAGAAGUAAAGCUUAUUUGGUAUAUGCUUAUUUCUGUGUUACGUGUGUGUUAAGUGUUUACUGUCCCCGUAAGGAGUUAGUACAGAACAGCCAGUGUGCUGUAAAUUCACACCGCAGCAUACUGCAACCUGAAGCCUGUGUUGAAGACUACCAUUUAUAUUUUCCAUCUGUUCAUGGGAAAUCUCUUUCAAGACAAAGUAAAUAUAAUCAUGUUAUGAGUUAGAGAAAAGGGAUCUAAAAGACAUCACUGUUUGAUUGUACAAUACUUGCCCAGUAGGAGCUUUGUGGUCACAAGUGUCGGAUUUUUCUCUCUCCCCAACAGAGCUGCUGAGCUAAGUGCCUGUAGGGAUUGCAGUAGACUAAAACCAAGUACACAGAAAAACAAUCAAUUUAUUCAGUAUCUUAAUCCCCAAGUACAAGUGGAGACCAUGCAGCUGUAAUCCUCGAGUGAGGAUAGAAAAUACUGUGCAUAGCUCUUGGUUGCAUACCAUUUGUAGUUGAAAACAACCUGCCUGACCUGUGAUGGAGCGGUGGAAAAGUGCACACCUGGUAACCAAAGAUGCAUAUAUGUACUUGUGAAGGCUCAGGAUGCUGGCAGAGUGGCUAAAGAAACGGAAGGGUUUAUAAGUAAAACAAUACUUCAGGUUUUUGGGAGAGGAGGACUUGACUUUUUAGGCUUAUCUCACAAAUGGUUUAAGGCUCCCUACUGCCUAGCUUUCCUAUGGUCAAUGUAGAGAGUAGGGUACAUAAAAAUGAAGUUAUCGGGACAAAACCUUUUUGAAGUGACAGCUUUAUUAGCAGAAUACCUGCAAUUAGAUAAAUCCUUACAAAUAUUUCUUCCCUUUUAAAUGGAAGACUUGUGCUGUUAGAUGGACUGUACUUCACUAUUUAACUUAAGGAAUUUAACUUGGGUACGUAGGUGUCUGUAGGUGCUUGGAGAGAGCAGGUUGUGGCACUGAAGGUGCCCUGAAGGGUCUGCAGAGACACUUCCUUCUCUUCAGCCUCUCCAAAGAACUUAGGCUUCUGCUGUUAGAGUACAGUUCAGACCACUGAAGUUGGAAGCCUAAAGCAGAAAUGCAGUGAUCCCAAAUAGGUAUUCAUUACAAUUCCUACAAGGUAAUAAAGUCCCACAGAAAAUCUGGAUAUCCAAACUUUACAGCAUUCCUCACAAGAAUGUUUUUCCCCGAGGAUAGUUCAGAGUGAAUGAACAUUGCUUCUGGAUAUAAUAUAUAUAUAUUUUUGCUUUUCUAAAUGCAUACUGCACCUAGCAUGCUGAUUAUACUUUUUCCUUCUUUCACGUGUAACUUGUCCAAUAUGGAGUAAUACAACAAAAGUGCUAUAUAUUGAUGUUCAGUUCAAACCCGACUUUCACUAUAUAUUGUCAUACCUGUAGGCAGAAUUGUAGCUUAGUUAAUUUGAUUAAAUGUUUUAGUUAUUAACAGAUGUAGGACUUGUAACUUAAUAGCAUAACUUUUGAAAUAAUAACUUUGUUUGAAAGGCAUAUUUCAAAGCAUAGACAGCACUAAGUUUUAAAUUACAUUUGGGAAAUUUGUGACCACCGGUUUCUCGUGCUGUACCUUUUUGUGACUAGAUCUUACAGAUUUUCCCCAAGGUUUCUAUUUUUUUCAGAGAUGCUCACGUGUCUAGUUGGGUCACUGGUGCAGAAUGUGGCAGACUCCAGUUUGGCUCCCUGGAGCAGGAUUGAACUGGCAGGCCAGUAGCACCUCCCUUUGGAUGGUGCUGCUGGCUUCCCACAGCUGCUGCUGCACCAGCCUGCUGGUUAAGGCUGACUCCUGUCAUCUGUAGUGUGCUGUACAUCCUGCGUCAGGUGGCAGACUGUGGCUGAGCAUUAUCUGAGUGAAACCAAUUGCUGAGCUCAAAGGGCAGUAAUGGAAUGGGUGGUAGGAACCCGUGACCAGCAAAGCAGGCUUCUGUAGGAUUAGAAACCGGGUGCCAGCUAAUGCCCAUGUGAGAAUUCCACAGGUAAUUAGGCUUUGUGUCCCCACACUCUUGUAAUGGGAUUUGGGAAGCUGAGCUGCUGUAUUUUUUUAAAAAAUAAGUUCUUAUAAUAAAUUAAAAAAAAAAAAGACUUGCUCAGAGGUGCAUGUAAAAAUUUAAAUACACUUUAUUUCUGCUACUAUAACGGCUGAAGCUUCAGCUUUUUUCCUUGAGGCCUGGACCCAAACGUACUGGCUAUACCUGUGCAGUGUAGGACUGGUAGCUGUAAUUAUCGUUCUCUUCUACAUGCAGUCUGUUUACUACACAGAAAUUGAGUGCUGUAGAACUGACAUUUAUUUUGCAUUUGUUAGCAUGAAACCUGGGAUUCAACCAGUUUUCUGACUUCCAUAUAUUUCAAUAUUGUUUCCCUACUUCAUAAUCUUUAGUGUUAUAUGCAUGGUUUUGUGUUUCUUUAAUAGCUGAAUGAGCUUUUUAUUCUGAAGAGACAAAAAGACUAGAAGUUUUUACAUGUUAAACUUAAUUCUUUUUCCAAAGGGGAGAAACCCCAAAGAACACAGAAAGGAUUUAAAUUUGCAAGGAAUAACUUGUUCUCACUGCCUGUUACUCUGCAUUAUUCCACAUAAAAGGACCUUAGAAACUGAAUUCAUAUUGGCCAAGGUUUUUUUUGGUUUUGUUUUAAGGACUAUGAGGGUGCUGGGGCACUGGCACAGGCUGCCCAGAGCAGCUGUGGCUGCCCCAUCCCUGGCAGUGUUCAAGGCCAGGUUGGAUGGGGUGUAGAGCAACCUGGUCUAGUGGAAGGUGUCCCUGCCCAUGGCAGGGGGUUGGAACUGGGUGAGCUUUAAGGCCCCUUAACCAUUCCAGAAUUCUAUGUUUCUAUGGCUGCUUAGAAGCACUUCUCUUUUUCAGUUGUGAAUUCUGCAAGGCUGGCUGAGGUGGGUUAGGGCAAUGAGCAGAGCAGGUGCUGACGCAGAGCGGGAAGAAGUUGUCAGGGCAGCAGGGGCCUCUCCUGGCAGGGAGAUCACCAGGCAGGAAGAGCGCAUUUCCCAGUGCCAGAAGGGGAAUAAUGGCAGCGUGGUGGGAACGCCUGUGGGCACAGGCAAUAGUGCUGCCCAGCAGUGCUCAGGGAGCAGGGCUUGUUCCCCUCGGCAGCAGCCUGCCCCGAGUUCUGCCUGCCCAGAGCAGCUUAACCACCCAUGGGGGUGAGAAGUGGCAGCUGGAUGCAAGGCUUUACGUUGCUCACGGAGUGGGACGCCAGCCAGCAACUGGAAAGGCCUUCCUGCUCUGUCCCCUUCCCUGGCUUGUAGGGCAGGAGGUUUGGAAUGCAUCCAAAGUAACUUCACAGCUUUACAUCCUUUGGUGACAAUAUGUCUUUCUUGGGUUCAGUUUUGCAUUACUCCAUUGGGCAUAUCAGAAAUUGCCCCGAAGUUCACUAGUGACAUUCCUUUUUUUUUCUCCCCAAAAGAAACUCAAGAGCCUGCUUAAAGAUGCUGUUGCUUCCUGUCCUGGGUCAGCACUUCUUACAAAACAUGAAAGUCUGUGCUACUUAAUAAUUUAAAAGCUUAAUUUACUUUCUUACAUCAUCUAAAGAGUGCAGCUGAUUUUGCUUUCACUGUAAAUUAGUUGUAAUUAAAAUAAAUCCCUAUUAUUCCACAUAUCCUUCUAUUCAGCACUGAUGAAUCAGCUGAAUUCAGUGUUUGUCUCCGAUUAAAAAAAGAUAUACAUAACACUGAUAGGUUACACUUGGGUAAACUAUGAGGCAGGUUACAAAGCGAGCCGUACAAGCACAACCCAUGACACAUGGUACUGUCCCAAAGGCAGCCACAGGGUAACCAUCAUCAUGGCAUUAACCCCAAAGGAGCAGCAAAUGUUUAGGAAGGGCGCUUCCAAUUAAAGACUAAGGUUCAGCAAAGUUGAAGACACUCAAGCCAACAAUGAACUUGCCUAAACAAUCCAGAAAUUCUAACUGAUGCUUGAACUUCCCCUCACCCCUUCCCUGUAAAACAUGAAAUUUAAGAAACAAACAUUUCAUGCUAAAGAAAGGCCCUAAGAUGGUGUCAUGGUUUAAGAAGUUAUCCCCAUGCUUCUAAUAACCAGUUCAGUUUUUUCAGAAAGCUGGAGAACAGAUUCAUCUGAGAGACUUUUGGUCAGAACCAGGAUUGUGGCCAUUGCAAUGACUUGCUCAUAAUUCCGUGUAAGGAUCUGAAUAUUCGGUCUGUGUUAUCCAGAGCCCUCUCUCAACAUGUGGUUAGUUUUAAUUUUCAGAUGAAAUGGCACUACACAUCCACUUUAAUAAAUUCCAUGUUUAAUGUGGUAAGCCUUCCAAAAACUUGCUAAUUUACUGCUUUCUGUACAAUUUAAAUGGAUGUAAAUAACUAAUCUUGGACACAGUAUACUCACACUUUUUUUAAUAAAGUGCUCAAGAACAGGUUAAGCACUGUAAUAAAAUUUCCCUUUUUCUAAGC